Messenger RNA from Peniophora sp. CBMAI 1063, 1221 nucleotides. The record is from the annotation of a GenBank genome assembly. NCBI's taxonomy places the organism in Eukaryota, Fungi, Basidiomycota, Agaricomycetes, Russulales, Peniophoraceae.
AUGCUGCCCCUUCUUGCUAUAGCCUUGUUCUCGAGAUUGCCCCUCGUUGCUGGACAUGCGAGCAUCUGGCACCCGAGCAUGCUCGGCUUUAACGUCACUGGAGAGACAUUUCCUUACGACAAUCGCCCAGUGUCGCCACUCAGCGACAUGACCUUCGACCAGUGGUGGUUCCACGGCCAUCUCGCCUACCCUCCCCACCCAGAAGAUGUCUUCGAGCUACCUGCCGGCACAAACGUCACAACGCAGAUCGGCUGCAACAAGGGCGCUACCGACUUUUUCGCAUCCUCCGACGGCGGCGAUAUCCGCAACGGCAACGACCCUUGUCCCGGAAGUCCGACUAGCGAGUACCACACAACUGGCAUCGACGACGUCAAGGGUUGUGCUUUGGCUAUUGCCUACAAGGAUGACUUCAACGCGACUCAGCCCGAGGAUUUCACGGUGUUCAGCAUCAACCAGACUUGCGUUUGGUCACGGUUCACGGACUUCUCGGUGCCGGCCAAUAUGCCUCCUUGCCCGAAUGGCAAGUGUAUCUGCGCUUGGUUUUGGAUUCACUCGCAAGAUAGUGGGGGAGAGCAGAAUUACAUGAAUGGCUUCCAGUGCAACGUCACCAACUCAGUGUCCAACACUCCCGUGGCGAAGUCUCAAUUGCCAAGGCGCUGUGGCGCAGAUCCUGACUCUGGUAAGCAACUUCCGGCGCCUGCUAAUUGCACGUACGGCGCAAAGCAGCCCUUCUACUGGUUCCAGGCCGAGCGCAACAACAUGUUCGAGGGAACUUAUUCACCUCCAUUCUAUCUCGACCUCUAUGGCUUUCUCGACGGACCGCAGGAUGAUAUUUUCGAGGACUCGUACACGACUGUGCCGUCGCCGGGGGAAAACCAGACCGCUCUUCCGGUACCGAAGAACUUGGCGCGUUUGCCUGUACCAGAUUUGGAUCUCUUAGGUCCCACCUUCGUUGUUCCGACAGGCACGCCGGGCAGUACGGGCUCAGUGCCCUCCUCAACUCCCUCCUCGACAGCCAGUACCUCCGCACCCUCAGCAACAUCAGGACUCGGGGGAUCGGGAGGCCAAGGGUCAUCUCGUCACUGCAGUCCCGCUGUUGCUUCGCCGUCGGAUGACGAUCAAGCCCUGUUCACCCGCUUUAAGCGCGCAAUUGGUAUGGGCACGUACACUCGAAAGCAGGCAAUGGAAAUACGGAGUAUGCGCGCACUCUGGGGCUUCUGA